Molecule: messenger RNA, 1861 nt
Organism: Erigeron canadensis
Lineage: Eukaryota; Viridiplantae; Streptophyta; Magnoliopsida; Asterales; Asteraceae
Product: sodium/hydrogen exchanger 3-like
Exons: 15
Coding region: 138-1748 (536 amino acids)
Biological process (GO): regulation of pH; proton transmembrane transport; sodium ion transport
Cellular component (GO): membrane
Molecular function (GO): sodium:proton antiporter activity
Source: RefSeq, a predicted model, not a curated record
AACUCUUGAAAUGAUUUCAAUUAUUAUAAUAAUAAUGAAAUGAAAAAAUGUGACAUUUCUUUGCUUAAAUAACUUUCAACAAUCUUUGUUACAACCCCAGUUACAGUUUUUUUAAGGGAGACAAAAAGACAGGAGAAAUGGGUUUUAGAAAUGUUGAAGAAGCAAUGAUAUCAUCAGGUGAAGAAAGCGAGUCUGUAAAAGAGAUUGCAUUAUUUGCAGGAUUGUUAUCUGGGUGCAUUGUGAUUGGUCAUUUACUUGAAAAAACUAGGUGGUUGAAUCAGUCAAUUACAGCACUUUUGAUUGGCCUAGGUACGGGCUGCCUUAUUUUACUAACUUCUGGUGGUACAAACUCCCGGAUAUUGGAAUUCAAUCAAGAGUUUUUCUUUAUAUAUCUCCUUCCACCAAUUAUCUUCAAUGCCGGGUUUCAGGUGAAAAAGAAACAGUUUUUCCGCAACUUUACGACUAUCACGUCAUUUGGAGUUAUUGGUACUUUGAUAUCGUUUGCCAUCAUAUCGUUCGGUACCUCACGCCUGUUUCCUAUGCUGGAUAUUGGUUACCUCGAGAUUAAGGACUAUCUUGCACUUGGAGCUAUAUUUUCUGCAACAGAUUCUGUUUGCACCUUGCAGGUGUUACAUCAGGAAGAAACACCGCUAUUAUACAGUUUAGUGUUUGGUGAGGGUGUGGUGAAUGAUGCCACAUCUGUGGUCCUUUUCAAUGCAAUCACGAAUUUUGACCUAUCCGACAUGAACCUACAUAUUGGUCUCAAGUUUGCUUGGAAUUUCUUCACAUUGUUCAUCUUAAGUACCUUUUUGGGAGUUUUUGUCGGGCUGCUCUGCGCAUUUAUCAUUAGAACCUUAUAUUUCGGAAGGCAUUCAACUGAUCGUGAAAUUGCUCUCUUGAUGCUCAUGGCAUACCUCUCAUACAUUACAGCUGAAAUGCUCAACUUAAGUGGAAUCCUUACUGUUUUCUUUUGUGGGAUCGUAAUGUCGCACUACGCGUGGCAUAAUGUCACCCAUAGAUCACAAGUAACUACAAAGCAUACUUUUGCAACAAUGUCAUAUAUUGCCGAAGUGUUUAUCUUCCUGUAUGUUGGUAUGGACUCACUGGAUGUUGAAAAAUGGAGUUUUAUAAAUGGCAGUCCUGAAAAAUCUAUCUGGGUAAGUCUUAUACUCCUUGUGCUCAUAAUGGUGGGAAGAGCAGCUUUCAUAUUGCCUCUAUCAUUCUUAUCCAACUUAAGUCGGAGGGAAACUGCUGAAAAAGUUGGGAUUAAGCAGCAGUUUACAGUUUGGUGGGCUGGUCUUAUGCGAGGUGCCGUAUCUGUUGCACUUGCUUAUAAGAAGUUUACUGGGUCUGGAAAAACGGUUCAGCCUGCAAAUGCACUUCUGAUUACCAGCACCAUUUCUGUUGUUCUUUUCAGUACAGUGGUAUUUGGAUUGCUGACGAAGCCGCUUAUAAGGUGGUUGCUACCUCAAUCAGACGAAUCGGAACCAUCCAGCCCUACCUCAUCAAGGUUGCCACUUUUAGGGAACAAACAUGAACCUGGCAAUGAUGAUCCAGAAGCUGAAACCGAGGGUGGUCAUAGAACACUAACAACCAAGCCGAGUCUUGUGAUGCUGUUGAACAGUCCUACAAACACAGUUCAUCACUACUGGAGAAAGUUUGAUGAUAAGUUCAUGCGUCCGGUUUUUGGUGGUAGUGGAUCCGUGUCAAAUGCCACAGGAACCCGCGACAUGGGUAUGAUACACUAACUUUGGAAUGUGUUUUUGUACAUAGUUAGCAUAGACUCUCAUGAUUGAUAUUAUGGCUAUUGUUAACUUUUCUGGAAAUAUAAAUGAUAGUAGAAAAGUAUAUUUUUGUUGAA